AUCUUCACCCUUCUCCGAUCUCCGGGACCGUCGUUGUUGAGUCCUACGUCGUUGAUGUGCCUCAAGGGAACACGAAGGAAGAGACAUGCGACUUUGUGGACGUUAUAGUACGAUGCAAUCUCCAGUCACUUGCUAAAAUAGCUGAAAAUUCUGCGGCGGAGGUGAUGAAGAAGACGUCCAUGCGAUGAGGGUUUGGUCGAGUAGUUUGGUUAGAUCCGACGCCGUUUUGUUGUUUUUAAGCCGUCGUGUGAUCUAUGUUUUUGCCGGCUUAUUGUGUGAAAAAAUACAUUAGUAAAUUAAUCUAUCAUAUGCAUCAUAAUCUUAUUAUCAUUUACUUAGUUUUGUACUUUAUAUCCGUAAAGAACCUAUUCGGACUUUCACCACCCCAUUCAGUAAGUAUAUACUGAAGAUUACAAUGCGUAGUCGUCUCGGAUAUAUAGCUCAUAACAUUUGUCAAACUUAUGUAUGUAUAAACAUCUUUUGAGAAAAUUCGAUGACUAAAGAAAACUUUAAACCUUUUUUUUUGUCAACAAAGAAAACUUUAAACCUAGGCAUGAUAUAUAUAAAGUCUUCCUUUCCUCGAGGGUUUUAAAUCGUUCCUACAACUUUUAUAUUUCUUAUGAUUCCAUGAUAAUUAAAAAAGGAUUGAUAUUUAAGUUUUUUAAAUUAAAAACAAACAACGUGUACCAAAUAGUUAAAUUUCUUUUGCAAACAAGAAAAGUUAAAUUUCUUCAAAAUCAAAAAAUUGCUUGUUAGAAAAUAAAUUUAAGUGGAAAUGGCUGAUGUUUUUUUAUAAUGGAAGAUUCAAGGUUAAAAUUAAGAUGAACAAAUCUAUCCACACAUAUACGCAUUUGAUAUAUAGCAUAGAUAUGAACAUGUUACUGACAUAAAAUGAAAUAAAAAAAUCGCAAGUGGUAACACAACAAGCCAAGCUGUUUAUUCUGGACAAUAAAAAAAGGAAUGCAAGUUGCAACUUGUUGAUCUUCACCUCCUUUCUUUAUGCUUCUUUCCAAUUGAUAAAUAUAAGAUUAAUUUUAAUAAUAAUAAAACAAUAUAUAGAUUAGAGAAGAUAACAAGUUGCACGUCCUUUUUUUUGUUGGCAACAAGUUGCAUCUCCUUUUACAUAACGAGAGUCGCGAUAUGUUUCGUUUGGGUUCCAAGUGACCUCUUAAAGAAUAUACCAACAUUUAAACAGAUUUUUUUUUUGUAUACUCAAGUGGUUUUAAAACAUUAAAUCAUACAUUUUUAUCCACAUAAUUUUUAAAGAUUCUAGUUGUUAUAUUUUUAUCCUUGUUUUUGUCAAAAAAAAUAUUUUUAUGCUUGCAAUAAAUGUAAUCCAAAAGCCAUGUUCAAACAUAAAAAGAACUAUAAUCCACGUUUCCCACAAUUAUGUAACCAUGGUAGUAUAGCACUGGAAAAUUUAUCAUGGGAUAGGAAAAGUUGAAUUCUAAAACCAUGUUGAUCUUUUAUGUGAUAAAAAUAUUGGAUAUAAAGUUUUUGGGAUUAGUUUAGAUUUUGAUAUUAAUUUAUGCUUACAACAAUUUUCUUGUCCAUAUCGUAAAUAACUAAAUAUCAUAAACAAACACCAAAAUGAAUACGACAUAGCGAAACAACGAAAUCAAGUUUAGUGCUUAAUCGAGUUCAGGGAUAAUGCUUCAAGCGAUCAAAACCUUUCAUCCAACUUCUUUGCUUUACUUCACAAAAGUUUCAAAUUAUCCAAAUCUUUAUGUAUUCUGGGCAUCAUGGUGGUAAGAACUUUAAAUUAAUUUCAGAAUAGAUAUCCAGUUUGUUUUUUUUUAAGAACCAAAGAAAUCAAAACGUUAAGAAAAUAAGGUUUCGUAAUUCGUACUUUCAAUUACUAUUUAUUGUGGACGUCAAAUAUUGACAAUUAUAGCAAGCUUACUAAUCAUAAGAUACAUACUUAAUAUGGCCAUGAAAGGUGUAAAAAUAAAGAAAAUCGUUGCGAACGAGUUGGCAGUGCAAGUGGGACAGGGGUAGCUGCAACAUUUUGCAAACAUAUUAACUGUGAUUUGCAAAUUAAAUUCUCUUUUUCUUCUGAUUCAGAAAAAUAAAAUAGAUGUGUGUUUCGAGAUCCUUCACGCCACCGUUUCUUCUACCUUGAUUGGACCAAUUGCUCAAGUUCCCGCUUGUCCAAGAGAAGAAAACUAACAAAAAGAAAUCGAAUACAAAAAAAAUUAAUAUAUUAACAAGUUGCAAAAAGAUUAGUACUUUCCACCGUCUUCUUAUACGAUCGGAUGAUGUUUUUAAAUCGAGACUUAAUAUGGACGUACGGCCUUUGACACACAUUUUGGGUCAGGUUAAGGUAGGUUUAUCAUUUGUACUUAAUUCCCUUAUUAUAUUGAUUUUAAACAUUAUCUAGAAGAGAAUGUCCUAGGCAAUGUAAAAGAUCUUAAACCCAAUAAUCAAAGAUUAUUCGUGGAAAAUUAAUUUUUUUUUCCGUGGAAAAUACUUUAGAUUAAUCUACUCUGUUAAUCUCAACUCCUACCAUAUAUAUUUUUGAAGUGAUUUUUUAUAAAUACCAAACAGAAGUAAGACCUUUAAUUUAUUUUUAAAUUAUUCAUUGUUAUGCAUUGAUUAACAUAUUCCACACGGUAGAACCUAGUCUUUUCAUAUAAAUGACAAGUAGUAUUAGAUCACGGUUCGACCUUGUGGUUUGAUAAAAGUAAUCGAGAAAAUAACAAAAACAAAGAAACUGCAUUACAAGAUAGGGGAUGCUAGGUCCUACCCAUAGUUAUGCCAAAAUCUAUGACGACCUAACCACCUUGAGCAUGACUGUGGUCUGUAGUUGAAUUUGGUGGCAAAAUCAAAACCCAAGCGCCAAGGGCAUCCGCCUCUAUAUCCAACUUGAGCCCAGUCUGUAUAUGGUCGCAAAUUCAACUAAUGCGUAAUAACAAUUCAAUGCACACGGCAAUAUGCCAUUUCUUUUGGUGUUUCACAGUUUCAGCAUCAUAUAUGACACUUGACACAUAAUAAAUGGGAAAUAUACCUCACUCAAAUCUUUAAUUAUAUACAAGUUUCACUGGUUGAUAAUAGCACAUUCAGAGAAUCAACAAUGGGAGCUGAGCUAGAAAGUUUGAACAAACUAUUUCAAGCAAAUUGGUCUGAAUCUAAACCUAAAGCUAAUUAAUCUAUCAUAUGCAUCAUAAUCUUACUUGUCGAAUUUGGACAAAGGCACCUACGAUGAUGAUAUGUAAGUAUAUGCUAUCAAUUUCUACUAUAUUUUUUUUUUUUAAUUUGGCAUGAAAUUUACCAUUUUAUUGGUAGUAAGAAUGUCUUUAAAGAGACUGUUAAAGUUGUUGAUGUUUUCGUUAGACAAAAAAACUUACAGACGAAGCGAUUUAGGCUCUGAAUGGUAAUUGCGGAUUGAACGGUGCGGGACAAGCGGUUCAAUUUCGGUGCGGUUCUUACAGUUAUAAAAACGUAUAGAUAUAUGAUAUAUGUAAAGAUUUUUGUUAUUAUUAAUUGCGGUGCAGUGCAACAAGACGGUUUGUAACAUUCAAAGCCUUAUGGUAGAUAUAUUAUGUUUGAGUCUCUUCGAGAUACAAAAUAGGUAGGCCAACUUCCUGUAAUAAUCUUUUCUUUUGUGCAUUAGAAGUUUUUCUCCAGCAACAUUGGCUUUUUUUUUUUGAAUUUAGAGCAUCUCUAACAGGUUCUUAUCCUCUCAUUUUUUGAAGGUUUUUGCAUUCUAACAGUCUUUCAUUCUCUCAAAUUUUAAGUGGGUGAAUAAUGCACUCUCAUAAAAUUCUAUUUACUUUUUAGCUUAUCCCUACAAUUAUAUAUGUUCGACAAUAUCAUGUAAAAUGCUUUAGUCCCUACAAUAUUUACUUUUUGCUUUACAUCUUGCGCGGCUUUUUAACAAGUAAAAUGCUUUUUCCAUGUUUUAUCGGUAAGUAACUUUUUAUUUUUCCAAUUGGUAGUUGCGGCCGGAGAGUGCUUUUCGUGAGAGGGGUUGACCAUGAUUUACCGGAGGACGUUAUCAAGCAACAACUGGAACGAAUACUCAAAUUGUGUAGAGAAAUCGAGAGGAUAUUUUUCCUAUAAACUGUGACACUGGUCGCUGUUUAAGGUUCCAAGUCAUCUAGUUCUCAGUUCGUUGUAAAAUGUAUUGUUUAAUAUUAAAUGCUAACUUAAGAUUUUUUUAAUACAAUUUCAGAUACAUUAUAUGGAUCAGAAAGGUAAAGAAGCGGAGGAGAUGAAUUCAACCUUUAUUGGAGAUUGUAAAAUCGAGGUUUGGAACUCCACUUUUGAUGUGAGAUCCAAGAACAUUCAGGAUGCGUCUCCAAUCACACUCCAUUUUUUUUCUCUAAACUGAAGUAAAAGUGAAUACAGAGUAAAAAAUGUUUCAGUCCAACUUCAUAUUUCACUUCAUAAUGGAGUAAUUUAUUUUUGUUUGUUCAUCACUCCAUUAUAAAGUGAGAAAUAAAGUAGGAUUGGAGCAUUUUUAUUUCAUAUUCACUUUUAUUCUAUUUUAGAGAAAAAAAUGAAGUUUUACAUUGGAGAUGUUCUAAAAGUCUAAUUAGGUACUCCUUCUGUUCCUAAAUAUAAGAUGUUAUAGGUGAAACCCGCUUAUUAAAAAAAUCUAUGAAGCGAAAAUUUUAAUUUUUUUUUAAACUUUCUAAAUUUGUGAAAUGUUACAAUAUUUUGAAUAUGGCAAUAAAACAAUAUUUUACUUAUUUUAUAUAUAUAGUUACGAUGUUAAUAAUGAAAUAAUAAUCUGCAAAUAUAUAUAUAGAAGAAGAUACAAAUACAUAUGAAGGUUUGAAAUAAUUUAUUUAAUGAAAAAAUAUACCGUAAACUUAUUAUGUUUUAAAAAUUGAUAGAUACAUAUAUAUUAUAAUAUAUACCAAUUUAGAAUUGAAAACAAAAUACUUAUAUAAAAAUAAAUAAAAACAAAAAUUUGUGCGGUUGCACGGAUAGAGAUCCAGUUAAACAUUAAAACUUGCAUGUCCAACUUGACAUCACAUACAAAAGCCCGCAAAAGCCCAGUUCACACCGCCCAAUAUAUAAGGGAGACGAUCUUCUAGGGAUGCUAUCUCCUCGACCUCCCUAUUGAAACAAACCAAAACCGCGCUCAGUCUCUCUCUUCUCUUUUAAAUUAAUCCAUGGACGAGAGCAAGCUCAAGAGAUGCUCCACUUCAUCCACCCAUGCUGAAGCCUCUGAUGAAGCCAUAGAUCCUUUGCAAAAGGAAAGAGAGUUCGAUGAUUGGGAGACAGAAGUUAAUAAUCGGAAGAAGCAGAAGCAGGCGGAAGAAACCACAGAGAAGAAAAAGAAGUGUUGUUUUGGCACUAAAGAUGCAAAGGGAAACAAUGAGCAUACCAUAUUCGUCACGGGUUUUGAUAAUAGCGGUUCUAGGGAUGAGAUCAGGAGCGCAUUGGCUAAACAUUUCAGUUCAUGUGGAGAGUUGACGAGGGUUUUUGUUCACAUCGAGUGUGAAACCGGUGUUUCCAGAGGAUAUGCUUUUAUUAAUCUGAAAAAACGUGUUGGCAUUGAGGCGGCGUUAUCUCUCAAUGGAAGCGACUUGGGAGGUCAUAAGCUUCUGGUUACAAUGGCUAGACUUAGAGACGAAUACUAUGCCCACUUUAACUUUAAUGGCUGUGAAAUCUGUCGUGCUAGCUAUGCUGCCGGCCGUCAGAGACUGUACAGAUGGAAUCUUCGAACUGGUGGUGGCAAAGUCAGGCGCAUGUCUCCACAAUUUCAAGAAAAGGCUCGUCUUCAUUAUAAUAAAGCAAUGGCUUCUCGCAAGAUGGCGAAGUCUAAAACCAACGAAGGCUAAUAUUUUCUACUUGUUUCUCGACCAGCUCCAUCAAACGGCUUUUUUUUAUAUCAUUUUUGUUUUCUAUUUAUAUAAAAAAAAACAUAUAUUAUGCUAUUUUGGCUGCAGUGUUUAUGCUUCAAUCAGAUUAUGAACUUUUCUUUAAUAAACUAUGUUGUAUAGUUUUCUUUUGGUGUUUGAAAAAUUGUUAACAGGGAUCAAAUACUACGGAACUGUUUUGAUGA
This is a messenger RNA of Brassica rapa (field mustard), 6019 nucleotides long. RefSeq names its product polyadenylate-binding protein 2-like. Gene Ontology annotation, molecular function: RNA binding. The record is from RefSeq and is a predicted model, not a curated record. NCBI's taxonomy places the organism in Eukaryota, Viridiplantae, Streptophyta, Magnoliopsida, Brassicales, Brassicaceae.